AUGUCCAAUACAAAUCUUGCAGUGCCCCCCAUGGUCCCUGCGGCAUCCACCCAUCACAACGCACCUUCCCGGCGGAUGCGCUUUAGUCUAAGCUCACUACAGAGCCCUUCCUCUGAUGGCAGCGCUCACUUGACACAACGAGACAUCGAGGCCCUACAACGAAAAGGUCUCCUCCGCACUACUGCCAUCGCUUCCACCCUCGUCGCUACAACAGAUUCCGUUACUGCAUCUCCAUCAUCAAUAUCCACCUCCAAGCACACACAGGCCCUUGAAAAGUCAAGUCCCACAUCAGGCGCCCCGUCCGCUUCCUCAAACACAACAAGGACCCCAACGAUCUCCGAACAGCUCUUCUGCCCCAAACCUCCCCUCCCCAUCGCUGCAAGGGUCGCUCCCCUGGCCGCCUCCCUCAAAUCAAAGCAGGCCCGGACCUCCUCCAAACAAAAAGUCUCCAAGGAUGAGGACCCAGCCAUGAUCAUCCAUCUCAAAGAACGCCCUCUUCCUGCAUACCACCAUGGCAUCAUCGAAGACACCUGCUCACAUCUACACGUCAAUAACCCAAACAUUCGACGGCAUUCAGACUCCUCCACUCCCUUGGUCUCCUCCACAAACUCCUCUACCAGCACCAGUCCCUUACCGGAGGAUACCCUGGCUCUCGACCACAUCCGCCGUGCCUCCAUCGCCACUGCCUCCCCCGUCGUCCCCUCGCCCCUGGGCGGCCGAACAGUUCUCUACAAGGCCUCCUAUGCCCACACCUUACUCUCCCUACCCUCCAAGACUGCCUAUCCUUCAACAGCCCAGGACGACCUCAGUACCGGUCCCACUGCCGAGAUGAACAGCUUCAAGUUCCCUGCAGAGGAGACCCGGUCCAAGACCCCGACGUCCCCUGCUCUGACGCCCUCUACCGCAGCCCUCUCCCCAACGAUGCUCUACCGAUCCAAGCGCAAGAGCAGUAUCCCCAUGCGAUCUCCUAGCUGGAGCGACACGCAGGACGCGUCGCCUGGCGUCGUCUUCCGUCUCCCCUUCGGUACACCCCCUUUACCCUCUGCUCCCUUCCGCAAGGCCACCACGCCCUCAGCACAGACAUCCUCCAGCUCAAACCCGUUGGAGGACUCAAACCAUGGCGGAACUCCCCCUACAAGCUAUCCCUCUCCAGCAACCUCCAGUCGGGCUGCCUCCGCAUCCGGGCCUUCGGAGGCCCAGGAAUCUCAAGAUCUGCCAGCUAUCCGCUUCGACACCCCGCCCUCACCCGCUAACCGAUCUGGCUUGGGUAUUCAGGUCCAAGAUUCAUUUUCAGAGCCAGGGGCCACCCAUCCCUUAGAAUCAUCAUCCUCUCUCAUCUCUGCAACCAUCCGUACCGCAACUUCUUCGUCUUCAUCAUCAUCUCAACGCCCGAUCACCUUUAGAGAGGAGGACUCGAGCAUGUCCAUUGGUGAUCUCAUCGUUGCAGAACAGAUCUCGGCUGCAAGCAGGUUCGAGGAUCGAUCGACAACAGGAUUAGCAGGCAUGGACCACCUUCCUUCUCAACAUAACAGCAUCUCCAUGCCCACCCCACCUUUGACAUCCAAAGUAUUGCCUAUGAGGACCAUGGAGGUCAACUCGGAUCGUUCAUCUAGUCCUAGAACCAAUCCAAACGAAGGCACCAAUUUGAACUCUCCACCAACCCCGUUCACUCCCGGUCCAGGGUUCACUGCUAGCCGAGGAGCUAUUGCGAGCAGCUCACAAAACCCCUUCGACAUUGUCCGUGCUAGUAUGGAGCAAGCAGUAGAGAAAGCUCAGGAAACAAAUUCGACCACAGAAACGGCAAUGGAGCUAGAUCAGGAAGACCGUGGCUCACGAGAGAACUCGGUUCGGUCUGAUUCUGUCCCUGAAAAGGAUGAAGAUCAGGAUCAUAAAGAAGGAGACUCGCUUUUGCUCCCUCUCUGGGCUCAACGUCAGAACCACAUCCGCCGUCAGUCUUUGAUCCCCCGUCCUGAGCUAGAUUUUGUCAAGGGAUCGGGCAUUCUUCCUCCUGCCAACAAAAGCUUGGUCACACCAGGAGGCGCCAAGAUCUUGAGCUAUCCUGUCUUAAUUUCUGAUAUGGUCCACGUUGCCUUGGAUGAGUUGCAGGCCAAAGGUGGUAUUUUAGAUGGAAGUGAUGUCUCAGAAGAGUCGGACGAAGAUCCUGAACAACAGCACCAACAACAACAACAACAACAACAACAACAACAACAACAGCAGCAGCAACAGCAGCAGCAACAGCACCUUGCUGGAAAGGGUGCUGGAAAGGUUGGUACACGAGCAGCCAAGGCUGCAGCAGCAAAGUCGACGACCUCAAAGCGUAAAAGAAAUGCGCUUGGUAAGAGACGCGGUUCGGCUACGGGCACCAAGGCUCAAUCACAUGCUGGCGACGACGACUAUCGUAGCGGAGAUGAUUAUGUGGAUGAGCAGGAGGGGCUCGAAGUGAAUGAACAACAGGGUUACAUGACACAACACAAGCGACGUCGUAUGAACAGCGCCAAACAACACGCCCCGGCGAAUGAUGCUUCAACGAUGGCACCCACCCGAUUGAUCCCAGAACGCCAGGGACAUUCGAUCUACCGACGACGGGGCAGUAAUACCGCAGGACGUUCAAUCUCGCCAUCAAAUUCCCCUCGGAUGGCUAGUAAUACAUCUUCAUCUUUGCGCAAGGGUCUUGGAUCACCUGUUGAUCUUGAUCGGACUUGUUAUAUCUACGAGGAGGAUAUUGAGGAGGAAGGUGAUGAAGAUGUGAUGAUGAAUGAGGAUGUUGUCAAUGUCGAUGAUGAAGAUGAGGUCCAUCGUCAACAUCAUUAUUAUCAUAAUCAAUCUCAACAACAGACUCAUGGCACCCCCAAGAACCAACGUCGGGAUGCUCAUGGUCGUCAUCCUUCGCAAGUUCCGGAGCAUUUGCGGAUCCCCGCUUCGGAGGUUGAGAUUGCAGUGCAGCUGACUAGAGAGAUUAUGGAGUUGUCCAAGAAGCGAACGCAGAGGAAGGAGAGAUCCAAAGGUCAUCAGGGCCAGUAUCAGCGUGUUCAUGGACACGGGGAUGGUAAUGAUGGCAACACCCGUCGACCAUCGCUCAAGACCUUGAAGCCACUGUUGGAUGCCACAAUGAAGGAUGAGAAUCAUGUUCAUCAUGAUGUUGAGCACGAGGAUGAGGUGGAUAAGCGUCGUCCCUAUCAUUAUCAUCAUUACCAGCAGCAGCAGCAUCAACAUCAACAGGAGAAUGUGGUAGUUCAUAAAGGAGUAUCCAAUUAUGCUUCGUCUUCAUCAGGAUCAACGACGACCAUUUCCAAGAAAGCUUCUAAGGCAGCAGCAGCAGCAGCAGCAGCAGCAGCAGCAGCAACGGCGGCGGCGUCGACAUCUGGAUCAACAGAGUCGUCGUCCACACCAAAGAAAGCCUCGAAACCCAAAGAGGGCAAGUUCACGACGAAGAAAUGCGAGGCUUGUGGAGCUAGUGAGACGCCAUGUUGGCGCCCGGGAUACACUCCAAACUCUGCAUUGUGCAAUUCAUGUGGGCUUCGAUACAAGAAAUCGAAUGUGUACUGUGCCAAGAUGGGAUGCAAGUACAUUCCACUCAAGACAGAGUAUGCAGCUAUGGAAGCUGAGCGGGCCAGGGCUGGACGCCUCCAUCUAUUGUGCCAUAAGUGCAAGGGACCUGUUGCGCUUCCUGUUCCAAAGGAUUAA
Molecule: messenger RNA, 3684 nt
Organism: Lobosporangium transversale
Lineage: Eukaryota; Fungi; Mortierellomycota; Mortierellomycetes; Mortierellales; Mortierellaceae
Exons: 2
Coding region: 1-3684 (1227 amino acids)
Biological process (GO): regulation of transcription by RNA polymerase II
Cellular component (GO): nucleus
Molecular function (GO): zinc ion binding; transcription cis-regulatory region binding
Source: RefSeq, a predicted model, not a curated record